UAGAAUUCAACUAAUUUUUCGUCGCUGUGUGAAAGAAAGCUCGUCUUAUAUAUUGAAGUUCAAUAGUUUGCUCGUUUCUCGCAGAUCUGGAAUCCAAGGAAAGCGGUCGAGUCUCAUUGACGGGGAACGUUAGAAUGAACACUACAUUUGUCAACAGCUGGUGUCUGUUGUUGCUGGUCACGUAUAUCACCUUGUCUGUGAUUUUGCCUUCUGUGCAAGGUUCUGUAUAUGUAAGAUUCUUAUCUAAUGCUCUAAUGAAAGGACAACACGCUAUGUUUGAGUGUUUCGUGAAUGGAACCGACAAGCAAGCGAUGGUUACCAAAUGGUUAAAGGACGGUCGUCCUAUACAGCCGAGCACCAGAAUAACGUCUCUGCCUCGCCCGUAUUACAACCGGCUCGUCAUCCAUGAUCUUCGAGUCACAGACUCGGCUACAUACACUUGUGUGACAAACGACGGCCAAGCAACAGAAUACCUAGUCGUGAACAAUCCAAUUCAGACGUAUCCGCAGCCUGUUGUGGUGGCGGUCGCCGGAGGAAACGCGACUUUGCGUUGCGACGGGAGAUACUACGACUACAUCUUCUGGUUCAAGAACGACUAUGCCGUGGACAUUGUUGAGCCGGAACGUUUCUACUCGCCUGGGAACGGAUCGCUCUUGCACAUCACAAACGUCAACAUGACCGACAACGGAUCUUUCCUGUGCGAAUUCGUCUCGAUCGAGACGACCUACAGACAAGUAGAAUUGGUAGUGCUAGAUCCAGCUGAUCAAGUUAGUGUAAGCAGAUCGAACGGCGCCACUCUGGUCGGUCAUGCGCAUGAUAUACGCUGUAAAAGCAACGUUAUACCGCUUCCUCAAUCUGUCGUUUGGCUCAAUGAUUCGAAGCCCAUUCAGCCUUCCGGCAGAGUGACGACGUGGUACGACAAAGGGACGGCCACUGCGAGUCUCACCAUCACCUCCAUAGCGCGCUACGACAGCUACAACAUUACAUGUCGCUUCAGACAGGACUUUCCGGGUGGAACAUUUAACCACGUCAAAGGUGUCAUCCAUAUUACAUCAACAGACAAACCUGACCCUCCCUCAGACUUGAAAGUAGAUGUUGUCCUUUCGAGAGAUUUCUCCUUCAGGAAAAUCAUGUUGUCGUGGACUCCACCAGUGUAUACGGGCAACUUGCAGAUGCUUGCGUACCGCAUCACCUAUUGGGAUGAAAAGGCGUGUAGACGGUCUGCGUGCGAGGAGGACGAAUACUGGCUACACAGCAACAUCGUGUCGCAUCUCUUUGAUGUAAGGAGAGGAACCAAUCACACACGACUGUGUUUUUCUAUCCAGUCGGUCAACAACGAGGGUCUGAGUGCUCCCAGCGACAGCAAAUGUGGUGGCGUUUUUCUUCCUCCGACCGCUCGUCCGUCGAUAUCAGAGCGUCCGACGACAGAGACUCGGAGGAUCACUGGAACCACUAGUAGAUCUAGAGUUGCUGUUACUGUGAGUUUUCAAGUAAUAUUGAAGAGUGUGGAGAAACUGUGCUCCAACUCAUUCAAAGUCAGUAGGGAUAUCGUCACUAGAGCUCUGGCCUCGCUUCUCAGCCUGAUGUGCUCGUGUACCGUUCUGAGGAGCGACGUGACCGCGGAGGAGUACGCGCGUGUGGGGGGUGUCAUUUACUAUCAUGGAACCCUAACGUCUGUACAUGCAAAUCACACUGUAGACAGCUUGGAUCACUACAUACAAACCGGUGGAGAGAGUCUUCGCGUAUUGAGAAGCAACUUGCAGUUCAUUCCCGGAUGUGAGACUCGAGUGGUAGACGGGUCUCUAUGCAGCCUAUCUGAAGAAGACAGUUUGGCUCUAAACUGUAGUGAAAACGAGAGAGCCGCCGGCACUGUGGUCGUCGCUGCAUCAGGAAGUGACGCAUCGUGUUCGCCAUAUUUUCUAGCCAUUAUCAUUAUUGGCUCGGUUGUCUGCGGAUUCCUACUAGAAAUCAUGAUUUCUAGGGUUUACCGUCGUUGUCGUCGUCAAACCGGCUGUCGACGCUCGUUAUCAAAGCAGUCGAUUGUUCAUUACAUGAACGGUACCGCAGCUGAUGGCAGUGGCCGAGUGUCCAUCAGCAAAGUAUCGACUUCUAACAGCGAGUUGAGUGAUCUGGAUCAACGGGCAGGCACUACGUUACAUAUGGUGGAACAACUGGGCAACGGGCAUAGUUAUACGGGUACCAGAAACGACUCUGGUAUCCAUAUCGACUCACCGGUACCCUACUGUAACCCACCCGUUGGCCCUGACGUCAUUAGCAGUGAUGACGUUUUCUAUGUUUUGGAAGAGCAGGAGGGAAAGGUGACGAAUGUGUAGUCAGUAGAGCAGCAUCACUACACUACAUAUAUUAAUCGGAGAUGAAUCAAUUAGAGCCAUUUUGUUCCCUGCUGGAUCGAUAUCCUAGCUGCCCUUCUGAUGAGCUGAGACGUGUCUCCUAGCUAGCUGGCAGAUAGCUGAAUUGUAUCACCCUAGGCUGCAGAUGAAUUUGCUAUAGACAAUGGGUUCCAUAGCCUAAUAUGUUCUAGUAGUAACUAAGUUGCUUCGUUUGUAACGUUCAGUGCUAGUUUGUACGUAAAUAACAAUUUUAUAGUAAAUAACAAUUUUAUAGUUACUGUUAUUGUAAUAUACACUCAUUGUAUGAACUCGAUCUAUGA
Molecule: messenger RNA, 2671 nt
Organism: Corticium candelabrum
Lineage: Eukaryota; Metazoa; Porifera; Homoscleromorpha; Homosclerophorida; Plakinidae
Exons: 8
Coding region: 135-2333 (732 amino acids)
Molecular function (GO): protein binding
Source: RefSeq, a predicted model, not a curated record